This is a messenger RNA of Klebsormidium nitens, 2169 nucleotides long. The record is from the annotation of a GenBank genome assembly. NCBI's taxonomy places the organism in Eukaryota, Viridiplantae, Streptophyta, Klebsormidiophyceae, Klebsormidiales, Klebsormidiaceae.
CCGGGGGAAGGAACGAAGAGCCCGGGGCCUGAACCAAUUGGCACAGGCCGGGAACAUACAAGACUGACCAUAGCCAUCCAGCUGACCGCCUGGCUCCUGUCCAUUGCAAGCUUGGCCACUUGGUCCUGAUCGCCAUUCAACGUCGCGAGGGUUAAGGGUUAGAUAGUGGGAGACAUAAAGGAGUACUUUCAGGGCGGCUGGAUGGUGCGCAGGGACAGCGCUGGCUCCCUCUGCAGAGGUGCCGUGGAGUCGGGGCAGUCUGCUCUACCAACAAAACGAGAACAGCCACUAUGGAGGAGAAGAUCGAGCGAGUCAACCAGCAGAUUGAGGGGGUGGAAGCGAAGAUCGAGCAAGUCGAACAGGCCAUUGCCAAUGCAGAAGCGGAGUGGAGAAAAGGUGGUCCUCAUGAGGGCAUCUGGCUGAAGAGAGAGGAAGACUUGCGCAAGGAGAAGGGGCGGCUGCAGUACAAGGAGAACCAGCUGCGGGAGCUGUUGCUGAGGAUAACCCCUCCUGCAGGUCUUCAGUUAUCAGCCAUCAGUGAAACCAGCAGUGGGGCGCAGGUCCAGGGGCUUCAAGCAGGUGCUACUCCGCCGGUCAUCCAACUACAGCUUCCAGAGGACAUUGCAGCCAUCGUGCGUCGGGUUGCAAAGAAGGAAUUCAACGUGGACUUCCCAGACGAGAUUUCAAUAGGAGGGUCAAAGUCUGACCUGGAGGACGCCAUGGAGGCGUUGGGCAGGAUGGGCUUUCAGGGUUUGGAGACGAUAAUUGGGGACUUGGACCCUGCUUUAGAUGCUGACAACAGCGGAGUCUUCAACUGGAAAGCAGGUGUCCGCGAAGAUGACAGCGCAAACAUGACCGCCGCUCAGUCUUUUGUCCAAGAGAAUAUCUCGGCGCACCUGGAGGGGUACAAGGCAGUGAACGUCUGCCAGUUGAACAUCUUCAGCAAGGUGGAUGCAACUCCUACCAAAAGGCUGAAAUUGCGGGAGACAAAAACGGACUUGGCCCUUGUCAUGGACGAAUUCGAGGCACAAGCGAAAGAGAAUCCAAGGAACGUCUUGGAUAAGACAUCCGGCAUUGUCGACACCAAGACUGAAGCAGCAUGGAAGAAAAACCAUAAGGAGUUCCGCGGCCAAGCUCUUGGCCAGUUCGUAGGGUGCACGCUCGUCUCUCGGCGGAAGGGAGUAGGCAUGCCCGUCAUGCUCACGAACCUGAUAGGGGACUCGAACGUAUUCCAUGGCGCGCAGGACUCCGAUGGGAGAGCGGUCGUCAGGGAGGUGCAGUUUACAAACCAGAGUGCAGCGUUCCGGUACUUUGCGGGGGUGUGCAAGAAGGCAGAAGUUGCAUCUCGACGAAAGGUGGACGAUCUUCUGAAGGACCUUGACAACCUUCAGCCCCAUCAUCCGGUAGCACCUCUUGAGUCUCCCGCAAGAAACCCGCUGCUCGGAACAUCGUCCAACAUCUCGCCGCCUCAUCCCUCCAACGAUGACCUUACCGAGUGCAUCUAUAAGGAAACGCAACGUGAGCAGCCGCUAUUCAACCUGCCGCAGUUUGAGCUGAUGAUGCGGUACUGGGGAAACUUGGAGGAAGGGCUUCUAAGAGCACCAGAAUUGCAGUCAUUCCCGAGCUACAUGUCUUGACACGAAAGCAAAUCGGAAUAGCAGCGAACUACCUAGCCUUUUCAGAGCUGACGCGCGAACUCGUAUAACAUGCCGCCCUUUAAGGGCACGCUGAACGGUUUUGACAAUGUUCAAGGGGCGGCAGCAAAGUAAGUUUGAAUCGUCAUAUUGGUGGCCAAUUGCCAACAACACCCUUGUCGUUUAAAGAUUGUAGCUGAUCAGACGUUCGUGAUGGUGCAUCAUCGCACGUAUGCCGCGUUGUCAGUAUGUUGGCGAUAGACUGCUUUUGAGUAGAUUGCAGCCACUUCAGUGGUAUGUAUUCUCUAAUUUGGCCCGGCUCGGAAAGGUCGUACUACAAACGCGAUCCUUCUUUCCUUGUACAAAAACAGAAGUAGAAAUUGAAAAGUCUUGCAAUAUAGACUUUCUGGAUUCCAUGCAAAACAGGAAAUACGUACAUACAUUACUCUCCUCUAUCAAUUAUAAUAUCCUUACCAAUAUGUUUGUAUUUGCUAUUCUCUCCUUGCUCCAAAAUGUCGUACUUAAAACGUAAACU